AUGACCGGCGUCGCCGCGAUCCUCUUUUUGCUGCAGCUCUUGCCCAGGGCGGACGGACAGGUUUUCCCAGGUGGUUGUUCGUUUGAUGAGCACUACAGUAAUUGUGGUUAUAGCGUCGCCUUGGGAACCAAUGGAUUUACCUGGGAGCAGAUCAAUACCUGGGAAAAGCCAACAAUGGAUCCUGCUGUCCCAACUGGCUCCUUCAUGAUGGUGAACAGCUCAGGGCGGGCCUCGGGGCAGAAGGCUCACCUGCUGCUGCCCACCCUGAAGGAGAAUGACACUCACUGCAUCGACUUCCACUAUUACCUGGCCAGCCGCGACCGCUCCAGCCCCGGCUCCCUCAACGUCUACGUCAAGGUCAACGGGGGCCCCCAGGGCAACCCCAUCUGGAACGUGUCAGGAGUGGUGACUGAGGGCUGGGUGAAGGCAGAGCUGGCCAUCAGCACCUUCUGGCCACAUUUCUAUCAGGUGAUAUUUGAAUCUGUCUCUUUGAAAGGACACCCUGGGUACAUCGCUGUGGAUGAAGUCAGAGUUCUUGCCCAUCCCUGCAGAAAAGCUCCCCAUUUCCUGAGGCUGCAGAACGUGGAGGUGAACGUGGGGCAGAACGCGACCUUCCAGUGCAUCGCCGGGGGAAAGUGGUCACAGCACGACAAGCUCUGGCUCCAGCAGUGGAACGGGAGGGACACAGCCCUGAUGGUCACUCGAGUGGUCAACCACAGGCGUUUCUCAGCCACGGUCAGCGUGGCCGACACGUCCCAGCGCAGUGUCAGCAAGUACCGCUGUGUCAUCCGCUCCGACGGCGGCUCCGGCGUCUCCAACUACGCCGAGCUCAUCGUCAAAGAGCCUCCCACCCCGAUCGCCCCUCCAGAGCUGCUGGCCGUGGGAGCCACGUACCUGUGGAUCAAACCCAACGCUAACUCCAUCAUCGGGGACGGGCCCAUCAUCCUGAAGGAGGUGGAGUACAGGACCACCACGGGCAACUGGGCAGAGACUCACAUCGUGGACUCUCCCAACUACAAACUGUGGCACCUGGACCCUGACGUGGAGUACGAGAUCCGAGUGCUGCUCACUCGCCCCGGGGAAGGGGGCACGGGGCCCCCCGGACCCCCCCUCACCACCAGGACCAAGUGUGCAGGUGAGGCUGCUGCUGCUCCCACCCCCUAA
Sturnus vulgaris (Common starling) is the source of this 1164-nucleotide messenger RNA. Lineage: Eukaryota; Metazoa; Chordata; Aves; Passeriformes; Sturnidae. The record is from RefSeq and is a predicted model, not a curated record.